Molecule: messenger RNA, 1881 nt
Organism: Acanthosepion pharaonis
Lineage: Eukaryota; Metazoa; Mollusca; Cephalopoda; Sepiida; Sepiidae
Source: the annotation of a GenBank genome assembly
AUGAUUUUUCAAUUAAGAAUAUUUUUCUUUUUCUUCUUUUCUUGUUUUUUUUUUCUUUUUCUUCAUUUCGUCUUUUUUUCUUCUUUUCUUUUCUUCAUUUCGUCUAUUUUCUUCUUCUUUUUCUUCUUUUCCUUUCUCUUUCUUCUUUUCUUGUUUUUUCCCUUUUCUUUUUCUUCUUUUCUUUUUCUUCAUUUCGUCUUUUUUUCUUUUCUUCAUUUCGUCUUUUUCUUCUUCUUUUUCUUCUUUUCCUUUCUUUUUCUUCUUUUCUUUUUUCCCCCUUUUCUUUUCCUUCUUUUCUUUUUCUUCAUUUCGUCUUUUUUCUUUUCUUUUUUUCAUUUGGUUUUUUUUUCUUCUUUUCUUCUUUUUUUCAUUUUCUUUUUUCUUGUUUUUUUUUUUCUUUUUUUCUUUUUUUUCUUCAUUUUUUUUUUUUUUCUUUUCUUUUCUUCAUUUCGUCUUUUUCUUCUUUUUCUUCUUUUCCUUUCUUUUUCUUCUUUUCUUGUUUUUUCCCUUUUCUUUUUCUUCAUUUCGUCUUUUUUUCUUCUUUUCUUUUCUUCAUUUCGUCUUUUUCUUCUUUUUCUUCUUUUCCUUUCUUUUUCUUCUUUUCUUGUUUUUUCCCUUUUCUUUUUCUUCAUUUCGUCUUUUUUUCUUUUCUUCAUUUCGUCUUUUUCUUCUUUUCUUUUUCUUCAUUUCGUCUUUUUUUCUUCUUUUCUUUUCUUCAUUUCGUCUUUUUCUUCUUCUUUUUCUUCUUUUCCUUUCUUUUUCUUCUUUUCUUGUUUUUUUUCCUUUUCUUUUUUCUUCUUUUCUUCAUAUCGUCUUUUUCUUCUUCUUCUUCUUUUUCUUUUUUUCCUUUCUUUUUCUUCUUUUUCUUAUUCUUCUUUUCUUCUGUUCUUUUUCUUCUUUUUCUCUGUUCUUUGUCUUCUUUUAUUUUCUUCUUUCUUUUUUUCUUCCUUUCUUUUCUUCUUUUCUUUCUCUUCUUUUUUUUUCUUUUACUUUAUGUUAUUUCUUUAUUGCCUCACUUAUCUUCUUUUCUUUGUCCUUUUCUCCUCCGUUAUCUUCUUUUUAUUGCCCCCGUUUCUCAUUUCUUCACCUCACCUUGACGCAGCUUACCACCCACCCAUCCAUCCUUAUUUUUCGAUAUCUACAACUUCUUUUCUUACUUUUUAUUCUUUCAAAAGUCACAGUAUCUACUUCUCUUCGUCUUCUUCUUUUUUCUUCUUCUCCUCCUUUUCUUCUUCUUUUUCUUCUCUUUUCUUCUUCUUCUUCUUCUUCUUAUUAUUAUUAUUAUUAGUAGUAGUGAGGUUCUUUACCUCUCCCCUCUCUCCUCUCUCUCUCUCUCUCUCCGCCUCUCUAUCUACCUUUCUCUACUUCUCUAUCCCUCUCUCUACUUCUCUCUCUUUCUCUCUCGUCCCCUCUUUCUCCCUUUUUCUCUCUCCCUCUCUCUUUCCCCCCUCCUUCGCUAUCUCUCCCCCUUUCUUUCUCCCUUCCAUAUCUCUCACUCUUUCUAUCUAUCUCUCUACCUCUUUCUAUCCCUCUCUUCACCUCUCUUUCUCUCUCCCCCUUCCCUUUUUCCCGUCUCUUUCUCCUCUCCUUCCCUCUCUCCCUCUCUACUCUUUCUCUCCUUUGUCUCUCCUAUUAUCAAUCUCACUCUCUUUACCUCUUUCUCUCCCUUUCUCCCCCUUUCUCUACUUCUUUCUCUCUUUCCCCUCUCACUCGUCUCUCUCUUUCUCCCUAAUUCCCUCUCUUUCCCCUCUCUUUCUUCUCCUUCCCUCUCUCUCUCUCUUACUCGCUAUCUCAAGGUCUUUACCUAUUUCUGUCCUUCGCUCCCCUCUCUCUACUUCUUUCUCUCUCUCACUUUCUUCUCCCCUCUCCCUCCCCAGCUAG